GAAAUGUGACGAGCGGAGCGCAGCCUUGUUUGCUGCGGAAGUGGUAUUGAGCUUUUCCUCUCCCCGACUCCAGCAGCUUUCAUUGAAUCAUUUUCACGAACAAGUGGAUCUGAAGUUUGAGCUUCAGCCCUAAUAUAAUAAGCAUUGAUGUCCAAUGGCACCAUCUGAUAUAAAACCUGGCAAGCUGGUUGCUUUACAUGAGCUGGAGGCUUCAUCCCCAUUCUUCAAGCAUGGCUCAUCUCUUCGUGUUACCGGGAAGCUACAAGCACACAGUGUGGAAACUGGCAUAGCAAUCAUCACUGAUGGAGGGGUGAGCCUCAAGAUCAACACCAAACACUUGACCAAUCUUAGUCUCCGCAUUGAUUCUAUUUAUCAGUUCAUUGGAGAGCUGCAAAUUCAAUCAGAAAAUGAUGCAAUCCUGCAGGCAAGAGUUGGUAGAAAUGUUGAUGGCAUUGAUCUUAAUCUCUAUUACCAAACUAUGAAGCUUCGUCGAAAAUUUGAAGAAGAGAUUGUGAGAUCAAGAACAAAGUAGUCUCUUAUCCUAUAGAUAACUUUUAUUUUUGUAGAGAGGUUUGGUGACGAAGAUCUAUACUAGUCCCUUCCAACAGAAAGAAGACUGCAAAUGUUUCUGAUACUUUCUCAACUCUAAUGCUAAAAGUUAUUUACUUCUGCUGUUAAUGUUCUUUGUCAAUGUUAACAAGGCACUGUUAUAAACAGGCAGCAGAAACAGCAGUUCUGAAUUUGCAAUAUUUUGUGACAGGUAUUGGAAGUUCUCAGUCUUUUUCUUUCGUUGACAUA
Molecule: messenger RNA, 798 nt
Organism: Asparagus officinalis (garden asparagus)
Lineage: Eukaryota; Viridiplantae; Streptophyta; Magnoliopsida; Asparagales; Asparagaceae
Product: CST complex subunit TEN1
Exons: 4
Coding region: 155-532 (125 amino acids)
Biological process (GO): negative regulation of telomere maintenance via telomerase
Cellular component (GO): CST complex
Molecular function (GO): telomeric repeat DNA binding; telomerase inhibitor activity; single-stranded DNA binding
Source: RefSeq, a predicted model, not a curated record